AUGGACUACGCUAUUUUCCCCAUCCCGGCAUCCAUUCGGCGUCGACUACCCCGCCUAUACUCUGCCCGAGCCGUCCCCGAGACCACCGAAUCGAGCGGGGAUCAGCACCGUGGACUUGCAUCUUCGUCGGAACCUCAUCUGCUAUGUCAAAGCCAAUUGUCUGCGUCAGUAGUACCUGAGCUCCAAGGGCCUUCCAUGGCCAGCGAUGACUUGGAUUUGUUCGACCCUGGCCCCGUGGGGUCAGAUAGUCCCCGAGAGGACAUGGGGUCCCCGACAAAAUACGAAACCACAUCGGGGCUGCGGUGGAAUCGAGUCGUACCCGCGUUCAAUCUUCUCCGAAAUGCGGGGUAUGAAGCCCAGCAGCCGCAGGCUGAUGGCCGUCUGGCUCGAUCUCUCUACUUUAACGCUCUCAUUUACCUUCUCGAUGCUUUACCUUCCGACCUGACCAAUGAGGAGACCUCCAUGCUUCAGCACCAUAUCCCCGAGCCGGUGAAAGUCGAGUUAACAACAUACUCCCAGCCGUCCGGGUAUAUGGAAGGUGCGAAUCAUACAAUAUGCCCUCCGCCAAGAUCAUAUCUGCAUAAAUUUCUUGCCUCAAUGAUCUUGCAGUUGUUCAUUCUAUUGCGGUUCCUUCUACCAUAUGCAAAGGUGCUAUUGCGCCAAAUAUAUGAGUAUGACCGGACACAUCGCAUCACUCGGCGUAUCAUGACCAUCACACUGGAGGCAGCUGACGGGUUGGGGAAAGGCGGUGUUAAUAUCGGAGCUGCUGUUAGCAAGUUCAACGAAGGGCGGAUUGGCGCUGCUCUCACUAAUUUCGCGGUUUGGUGGAUGGAAGGUGUAGCUGGAGGCAUAUAUGAGGGGGUUGGUGAGGGGAUGAUACAUUUGGGUCUCUUGGGAAAAGAAGCGGAUUUGGAUAGACUUCCUUUAGAGCCGAUGAUGAUUUGCAGCGAUGUCGAGAACACUCUAGGCCGUGAUAGCAUCGAAAACGAUGUGUGGAAUGUUGGCACUGAUGAUGGCAAACUAUGA
Penicillium psychrosexuale is the source of this 1026-nucleotide messenger RNA. RefSeq lists its product as uncharacterized. The coding region runs from base 1 to 1026 and encodes 341 amino acids. NCBI's taxonomy places the organism in Eukaryota, Fungi, Ascomycota, Eurotiomycetes, Eurotiales, Aspergillaceae. The transcript has 3 exons. The record is from RefSeq and is a predicted model, not a curated record.